Aspergillus glaucus CBS 516.65 is the source of this 1434-nucleotide messenger RNA. RefSeq lists its product as uncharacterized. The transcript has a single exon. Bases 293 to 1036 code for a protein of 247 amino acids. The record is from RefSeq and is a predicted model, not a curated record. Lineage: Eukaryota; Fungi; Ascomycota; Eurotiomycetes; Eurotiales; Aspergillaceae.
CUGUGACCCAGAAAGAAAUCCAGACGGUGGGAUGAGCGGAAGAUCUGCCGAAAUUUAAUAUUGGAUUUUGGGCAGAAAAUAAUAAAAAAAAUAAAAAAAGAGCUGUCCGGGGAUGUGUUUCCGGUGAUGCAUUCUUUGUUGCAUAUCCUUCCGUGGAGUCAAGUGGUACGUACUGUUGUUGGCCUCGCUGUAUAUUAACCCUUUCUUCCUUCUAUUGUCUUCUUCCCUCACCACUCUUCUCUACUACAUACUCUUACCUUAGUAUCCUACUGAGUAGAAUACUACUAUCACAAUGUUUCCCUUCCUUCCCUGGUCUUGCAAGACCAACAUGCGCUCCUCUCCCAGUGUGCCCACCGCCAGCAUUGAAAAUAGCUUCGGCUCUAGCUUCUCCAUGCCAUCUCCUCCUACUUCUAUGGCCACUAUGGCUACCACCACUACCACUGCGACUGCUACUUCCACUCUUGCCGGCCUCUCUCCCAGAAAGUCAUCCUACACUUCCUACGGCCAAAGCAGCUCUUCUUCUUGCGCCUUCCCCUCCUGGCCAAACCGCCCCUCUCUGGUCUGCAGCGACCCAGACCAAUCUACCUCUUCCUCAGCAAUGAACAACACCAGCCCCUCCACUCCCAGCGCCUACAUCUCCGACGAAGAACUCCUCGACACACCGCUCUCCUCGCCAUCCGAGGAACUAGGCGACGACAAGCAGAGCCUGGACCCCACCCUCAUGAGCAUGAGCUACACCACCGAACAGCGUAUCAGGAAUAUGCGCGAAAUGGCCGAGGAGGAAGAGGGGCGCACCCGAUUCCUCGCCCAGGUCCAGGCCCAUGCCCGCGCUCAGCAAGCCAUGCGGCUGCAGAAGCCUCAGUCACAGCUACCGGUGACCACGACGACGACGACUACGACGACGAAUCAAAUGGCCACGGGCCCGGCGAUGAGCACGAUAGCGGCACGUCGGAAGCGCAGGACGGUUGUGCCCGUCGGAAAGAAACGGCGGGCGACGUCUUCGUCAUCUUCGAACAAGUGUUAUCCGCGAGUUUGAUUUUUCACUACAUUUUUUCGCCCUUCUAUCCACAGUUGCGGUGGACGAUGCUCCGCGGCGAUCCAAGCGUAUCAAACCGGGUACAAGAUUCCGGUUGGUUGUUUCGAUCUGUCGGUCAGGAGGCCUGCAGCUCUGCUUACAUUCGACGGCCGUUCGAGAACGAUGAGCAAUGAGGGGCAAUUCCUUCUGCAUGUGCUUGUCAGCUGCUCUUGGUUUUCCGACUUUCCUCAGGGAAAGGGAAUUCCGCACCGGCUGCAGCGCCUGAACUCAAUGCCGUGCUCUCUUUUGAUGCCCGAUGAAUAUCCGGAAGAUCCGAUGACUAACUCUCUCUCUCGGUGGAAGACCGAAAGUGAGAGUCAGGGAUUUUACCGCUAGUUGUGACUCACUAUUUUUUUUUU